Suillus subaureus is the source of this 1636-nucleotide messenger RNA. RefSeq names its product glycoside hydrolase family 5 protein. The record is from RefSeq and is a predicted model, not a curated record. Lineage: Eukaryota; Fungi; Basidiomycota; Agaricomycetes; Boletales; Suillaceae. Bases 262 to 1569 code for a protein of 435 amino acids. Gene Ontology annotation, cellular component: cell surface; extracellular region. Gene Ontology annotation, molecular function: beta-glucosidase activity. The transcript has 6 exons. Gene Ontology annotation, biological process: glucan catabolic process.
UAGGCGUUCUGUUCCCUAUGCUCUGACCCGGGGAUCCAAAUCUGUAUCGCCGGAACGGCAGCUGCAGUGGAGCCUCAGCCUGCGCACGAAAAAGUCUCUACCGACAUAGUGCUGAACACGUGCGGAGGGGUGAGAGCACUUUUCGCAGCCUUCUCUGCUUCCUGCCGGCUCUAUUCAAUAAUGCCCGAGGUCAAUGGAGCAGCCAUAAAACUCCGAUAAAAUGCGGCUGGGCCUGGUUCGGUGGAGUCCACUCAUUUUCUGAUGCACUCUGCGUUUUUGGCCCUCGUCGGGCUGUCUCUAUUCCACUCAGUAUCAUCUCAAUUUUCUCCCGGCUUCCCUUAUGGUUCUCAGAAGGUGCGAGGCGUCAACCUUGGAGGUUGGCUCGUACUCGAGCCAUGGAUCACCCCCAGCAUAUUCGACAACACAGGAAAUCCUAAUAUUGUCGAUGAAUGGACAUUUGGACAAUAUUAUGACCGCGCCACUGCAACAAACGUACUACAGAACCACUGGAACACCUGGAUUACGCAGAAUGACUUUGCAAAUAUUGCUGCUGCCGGAUUGAACCAUGUGAGACUGCCUAUCGGGUACUGGGCCUUUGAAGUUGGCCCUGGUGAGCCAUACAUACAAGGCCAGUUACCUUACCUUCAGAACGCUGUACAAUGGGCUAGCCAAUACGGACUCAAGUUGAUCGUCGAUCUUCACGGGGCUCCCGGAAGCCAAAAUGGGUACGACAAUUCUGGGCACAGAAUGUCAUACCCUACAUGGCAGUCAAACCAAACGAAUAUUGCCCGGACAGACGCGAUCAUCAAACAGAUUGCUUCCAUGUUUGCUGGUCAGGCCAAUGUUGUUUCUAUCAUCGCGCCCUUGAACGAGCCAGCUGGGUAUUACGGAUCAUCUGUUCUAACACCUUUGAGACAAUAUUACUACGAUUCUUAUGGAAAUAUCAGGUAUCCGUACGGCACAUCGACGCAGAGCAAUACUGUCGUUCUACUUCAUGAUGCUUUCCAGCCUCUGAGUUAUUGGGACGGAUUCGAGACCACUCCCGACUUCCAGGGCGUGGCGAUGGAUACGCACAUAUAUCAGGUGUUUUCCGACGCGGUAUGUCCCAAGAUAGAAAGCCAUUUCCAAGUCUUAUCCCGUAUGUUUUCGCAGGAUGUUCAAAUGUCUUGGCAAAGCCAUAUCAAUACUGCGUGUGGUACUCAAUCCACUCUUUCCAAUUUCGACCUUUGGCUUAUGGUCGGUGAAUGGUCACCCGCCAUUACCGAUUGUGCCACCUACCUUAACGGCAGGGGCAACGGGGCCCGUUACGAUGGUUCCUACCCUGGUUCCACUUACGUCGGAAGUUGCACUGGGCUUACCGGAAGCGCAUCUACUUUCAGCUCGAGCUAUAAAACUUUCCUUCGUCAGUUCUGGGAAGCGCAGGUUAUUUCAUAUGAGAAAUCAAACGGGUGGUUGAUGUGGACGUGGAAGACAGAAAGUGCAGACGAAUGGUCAUACAUGGCUGGAUUACAAAACGGCUGGGUACCCCAGUCUCCUACUGACCUCCAAUAUCCCACUAUUUGCGGAUAAUGCUCACUGUGGUAGAUUUCUCUCUCACUCUUUUCUAAUCCUGUAUUUGUUAUUGUUCUGCAUGAUU